AUGGACCCCGCCACGGGACAUCUCUCACCUGCUGCAGUCUGGACCUGGAUGUUCCUGUUCUUGCUGUUGGAAGCCUGGGCAGGACACGUGAGGGCACAGGAGUCCAAGGUGCUGGGCGGCCAGGAAUGUGAGGCCCAUUCACAGCCUUGGCAGACAGCCUUGUUCCAGGGCAUCCAGCUGCUAUGCGGGGGUGUCCUCAUCGAUGACAACGGGGUCCUUACAGCAGCCCACUGUAAAAAACAGAAAUACACAGUACGCCUGGGGGAUCACAGCCUGAAGAAUAAGGACCGUUCAGAGCAAGAAAUGGCUGUGGCUCAGUCCAUCCCACACCCCUGCUACAACAGCAGCAAUGAGGACCACAGCCAUGAUCUCAUGCUCAUCCGACUACGUGGUCGGGCAUCCCUGGGGCCCAAAGUGAAGCCCAUCAACCUGGCGGAUCGCUGUCCUGAAGUUGGCCAGAAGUGCACCAUCUCGGGCUGGGGCACCGUCACCAGCCCCCGAGGUAGUAGGAGGGAGAGGAGGAGCUGGCUGGGAGAUUCCGGGGGUCCACUGGUGUGUGGUGGUGUUCUCCAGGGCAUCACAUCCUGGGGAUUGGACCCCUGUGGGCGGCCCGAGAGACCUGGUGUCUACACCAAUAUUUGCCGCUACUUGGACUGGAUCAAGAAGACCAUAGGCAGCAGGGUUUGA
Neomonachus schauinslandi (Hawaiian monk seal) is the source of this 687-nucleotide messenger RNA. RefSeq names its product kallikrein related peptidase 8 (gene KLK8). The transcript has 5 exons. Gene Ontology annotation, molecular function: serine-type endopeptidase activity. The record is from RefSeq and is a predicted model, not a curated record. Bases 1 to 687 code for a protein of 228 amino acids. Lineage: Eukaryota; Metazoa; Chordata; Mammalia; Carnivora; Phocidae. Gene Ontology annotation, biological process: proteolysis; memory; neuron projection morphogenesis.